Postia placenta MAD-698-R-SB12 is the source of this 3027-nucleotide messenger RNA. RefSeq lists its product as hypothetical. Gene Ontology annotation, cellular component: HOPS complex; late endosome. The record is from RefSeq and is a predicted model, not a curated record. The coding region runs from base 1 to 3027 and encodes 1008 amino acids. Gene Ontology annotation, molecular function: protein binding. Gene Ontology annotation, biological process: macroautophagy; cellular response to starvation; vesicle-mediated transport. Lineage: Eukaryota; Fungi; Basidiomycota; Agaricomycetes; Polyporales; Adustoporiaceae. The transcript has 16 exons.
AUGAGCGACAAGUCUGUACACCACCACGCUCGGACUAACGGGCGCACGUCGCGACAAUCAUCAGCCACUGGCUCUGAGACUGACGUGGACGAUCAUGCUACGGACUCUGGGGUGAAUGGGCACGACAGGGAGCGGAUCGAGCGGGAGGAUGAGGACGAAGAAGGUUCAGGCGAGGAGGAAAUCGACGAAGAUGAGGACGAGGAUGACGAUGAAGAACCUGCGCUCAAGUAUGAACGGCUUGGUGGUAUUGCGCCCAAACUUCUCAUAAAGGACUCCGCGUCUGCAAUGGCGUGUGCGAACCAGCGACUUGCUAUUGGAACACAUAGUGGCAUGCUGCAUAUCCUCGAACUCAGUGGUCAGCUUAUCAAGUCGUUUCAGGUGCACUCCGCAGCAGUCAUGGACAUAUCCAUGGAUGAGACCGCAGAAUGGGUAGCCACUGCAUCGAUCGACGGACAGGUCGUUGUGCACUCCGUAUCCACGCCUGAGUCGCAGACAUUCAACAUGAAGCGCUCCCUUCGCACCGUCGCACUAGAGCCCGGGUUCGCCAAGAGCAGCACACGCGCCUUCGUCUGCGGCGGCAUGGCCGGCUCUCUUGUGCUUCAUGAGAAGGGCUGGUUGCGAUACAACGAGACUACAUUACACUCCGGCGAGGGCCCCGUCUGGCAGACACGAUGGCGCAACCACCUCAUCGCCUGGGCGAACGACCUGGGCGUGAAGAUUUAUGACACCGUCUCACAAUCACGCAUCACCUUUAUUGAUCGCCCCCCUAACAGCCCGCGUGCGGACCUCUUCAAAUGCACGCUGCAUUGGCAGGACGAUGCGACGCUCCUCAUUGCUUGGGCAGACCAGAUCAAAGUUGCACGCGUGCGCGCGCGCCCACGCCCCGUUACCGUCGCUCCUGCGUCUGCGGGCGCACCACCAUUCAUCGUCGAAAUCACGGCCGUCUUCCAGCUCGACUGUAUGGCCGCUGGUAUCGUCCCACAUCCGCUCAUUUCCCCUACGCUUGCGCCCAGCUCCGCCACGGCCUCUGAUGCUACACCCGCUGCUCCUGCGCUCACUGCGUUCCUUCUACUUGCGUAUACCCCGCCCGACGUGUCGCUCCUCGCGGGCGAGGAGGCCGCUGUGGACCGUGCUGCGCAGGCACGCAAGGCCGCUGAGCGCCCCGAGCUGCGCAUCGUCUCUCGUGGCGGCGACGAGCUUGCUGCUGAUGCGCUCGGCAUUGCGGAUUUCGAGCGCUGGGGCUGUAACGAUUAUGUACUUGUAGAGGUCGACAACGCCGUAUCCUCUGCUCCCUCGCCUGCAUCUAUGGGCGCGUUUGGCCAUAGGGAGCGGUAUUACAUCGUGUCAAGCCCGAAGGAUAUUGUGGUCGUGCGCCCACGUGAUUGGCGUGACCAUGUCGAAUGGCUCACUGAGCGAGCACGGUAUGAAGAAGCUCUGGCGGAGAUCGAGCGACAGGCGGCGGCGGGCGUGACGGCGGGGCCGGGCGAGGAUGCGGUGGAUGCGGUUCGCAUCGGAGAGCGGUACAUCGAGUCUCUCAUUAGCCAAGGUGAUUUCAUUAAGGCCGCAAGCCUCUGCCCGAAGGUGUGUGGUCAGGACACGAAGCGCUGGGAAGCUUGGAUAUUCCUGUUUGCGAAGAGGAGCCAGUUACAAGCUAUCAUCCCGUAUGUGCCUACCGACUCGCCGACGUUAGGGCAUCUGGUGUACGAGGUAAUCCUUGCGUAUUACCUUGCACAGGACCGACAGGCGCUCCUUCAGACAAUCAGGAGCUGGCCCAAGGAUAUAUACGACAUUUCCACUAUCAUUUUGGCCAUACAGGCCGAGCUUGACCGCGCACCAUCCUCUUCAUCUAUGCAGACUACAGCGCCUGAGACGGUUGUACUCAUGGAGUGCCUCGCGGAGCUCUAUACGAUGAAUCGCCAGCCUGGAAAGGCGCUCCCUUACUUCCUGCGCCUCCGCCGUCCGAAUGUGUUUGAGCUCAUCCGCGAGAAUAAUUUGUUUACGGCUGUGCAGGACCAGGCGCUACUUCUUGUCGAAUUCGACCACGAACUGAUAGAACGCCGUCGUACUUUGGGUGUGGAUGUUGACCCGCAGCAGAGUGCUGCAAUCACUUUGCUUGUUGAUCAUAUUCAUUCGAUACCUAUCGGGCGCGUCGUGCAGCAAUUGCAGAGCCGAACGUACUACCUAUAUCUCUACUUGGAUGCCCUGUUCCGCAGGGACUCGCAGUUGACAUCCGACUUCGCAGAUAUGCAGGUAAAGCUGUAUGCGGAAUAUGCACCUACCCGGUUGUUGGACUUCCUGAGGGCGAGCAAUCACUACAGUUUAGAAGAGGCAUACAACAUAUGCAGCGAUGGAGAUAUGGUUCCUGAGAUGGUAUUCUUACUGGGGCGCAUGGGCAACAACAAGAAGGCCCUCACGCUUAUCAUCGAGCGACUGGGUGACGUUAAUAGGGCAAUAGACUUUGCGAAGGAGCAGCACGAUGACGACCUCUGGGAGGAUCUCCUCAAAUACUCCGAAACACGCCCAGCCUUCAUUCGCGGCCUGUUGGAGAACGUUGGCGCGGAGAUUGACCCCAUCCGGCUCAUCCGGCGGAUUAAGAAUGGACUCGAGAUUCCGGGGCUCAAGGGCGCGCUUAUAAAGAUCCUGCACGACUUCAACCUACAAGCAUCGCUCCUUGAGGGAUGCCAGACCAUUCUCAACGGGGACGCUGCGGAACUUGCCCGUCAAUUGCACCGCAACCAAACAUGUGGUUUUUUCCUGAGUGCGCAAACGUUAUGUCCAAUGUGCAAUCGCCCCCUUUACCAGCAUACCCACGGACAUGCGUUACUGUUUCUAUGUCGACACGCCAUCCACGUGAGUUGCGUGACGUCUGACGAAGCACUUGCGCAGCAACUAGACCAUAGUUUAGUUGGAAUGGGUAUCGGUGGACACCACGGUAUCGGUGGGAAAAUUGCGUUCACCGCCAUGGUCAAGGCUAGGAUCAAUAACAACUGUCCAGUGUGCCGCAGAAAAGCGGAAGGCGGGCGAUGA